Molecule: messenger RNA, 1376 nt
Organism: Aspergillus nomiae NRRL 13137
Lineage: Eukaryota; Fungi; Ascomycota; Eurotiomycetes; Eurotiales; Aspergillaceae
Product: aldehyde dehydrogenase
Exons: 6
Coding region: 1-1338 (445 amino acids)
Molecular function (GO): succinate-semialdehyde dehydrogenase (NAD+) activity
Source: RefSeq, a predicted model, not a curated record
AUGUCUGCAAACGGUACGAACAGCAAAGGGGUAAUCCCGCUGAUCAUUAACAAUAACUCGGUCGUGACGGAGACUAUCUUCGAUGUGCACAACCCGGCGACGGGUGAAGUCAUUGACCGCUGUGCCAGUGCGUCCGUUGACGAUGUCAACCGGAUAUCCUCACGAAGGCGGCAGACAUUAUGCUUUCCCGAAGAGGAAUUGAUCAAGUAUCAAAUGGAGGAGACGGGCGCGGGCAGAAUGUUCGUGGAGAAGACAUUCGAGAUGGGCGCCGCAUUCAUCAAGGACUUCGCUGCACGAAUUCCAUCCAUCGAGGGCUCAGUCCCAUCGGUAUCCGAACAGGGCGAAUGUGCGAUGGUCUUCAAAGAGCCUUACGGGGUGGUCUUGGGAAUUGCGCCAUGGAACGCCCCCUAUAUACUUGGGACCCGCGCCAUCGCGCUUCCACUUGCCGCAGGCAAUACAGCAGUUUUAAAGGGCUCCGAACUGUCCCCCAAGUGUUUCUGGUCUAUUGGCGAUAUCUUCAGGGAAGCUGGUCUUCCCGCAGGAUGUCUCAAUGUAGUCUACCACCGACCCGCUGACGCAGCGCCUGUGACCACUGCUCUUAUUGCCCAUCCAGCCGUUCGCAAAAUCAGCUUUACCGGCAGCACCCAAGUAGGAUCUAUCAUCGCAUCCACUGCCGGUAAAUAUGUGAAGCCCGUCGUCCUCGAACUGGGCGGCAAGGCAUCAGCUAUUGUAUUGGACGAUGCCAACCUGGAGAGGGCCGCCAUGUCUUGUAGCCUUGGGGCAUUCAUGCAUUCCGGUCAAAUCUGCAUGUCCACCGAGCGCAUCGUCGUGCAGCGGUCCAUCGCUGACCGAUUCCGCACCCUGCUGGCGGAUGCAUCCGAGACCGUGUUCGGGAAACAUACACCGGCACCGGUUCUUGUGGCAUCUGCUGCAGGUGCCGACCUUGUUUAUGGAGAGCGCAAUCCCUCGGAGGAGUCCGGUAAUAGCCUGCGGCCUGUGAUCGUGGGCAAUGUCACCAAGGAUAUGGACCUCUAUUCUGCAGAAUCAUUCGGCCCUACCGUUUCCCUCAUGGUCGUCGACACUGAAGAAGAGGCGGUGGCGCUGGCCAAUGACACCGAAUACGGCCUCACAUCGGCAGUUUUCACAGACAAUCUCUUCCGGGGACUACGGGUGGCCAAGCAGAUUGAGUCUGGGGCUGUCCAUAUCAACUCCCUCACCGUGCACGACGAACCAGUCUUGCCACACGGUGGAUGGAAGAGCAGCGGGUAUGGCCGGUUCGGAGGACCCGCCGCAUACGAUGAAUGGCUGCAAACCAAGACAGUUACCUGGGUGCAGUAGAUACCUCUGAGACAUUGGCGGGUUCCCCGAAAGGUACC